Molecule: messenger RNA, 1146 nt
Organism: Eriocheir sinensis (Chinese mitten crab)
Lineage: Eukaryota; Metazoa; Arthropoda; Malacostraca; Decapoda; Varunidae
Exons: 2
Coding region: 28-1146 (372 amino acids)
Source: RefSeq, a predicted model, not a curated record
CCACACCCACACACACGGUGAGCCACGAUGAACACCAGGCUGUCCUUACUCAUGGUGUUUCUAAAGUCAUUGUUGCCCGCGCCCGGAGCCUCCCUCAGCCCAGGCCUGGACCCACGCUGCCCCGCCAAUACUACCAUCUCGGGGGAUGAUGAAUGGGCGAACAUUUACACCUGGCAAAUUGUGACGCACGGCUGUUGCAAGGUCUUGUUCGUGCACCCCGAUCCUGGCUUCAAGGGGGUUAGGCUCGUGGCGGCGGGCGAUGGCUGGCAGCAGGACGCCUGGUUCACGCUGGACAACACUUGCUUCCCUCUGGACGCACGGUGGUGGAGGUUGUUGGUAGGUGUAUGGGGAGGGAGGAACGAUGACAACAACAAUGAUGGCUUUCUUGUCUUUGGUGUACGGACUGGUGAUUGUUAUCUUGUGUGCCGCAGAACAGGCCACUUCCUUAAUGCCGUGAAUGUUACUGUUGUGGCUCACGGGCCCUCAAGGUGGAGAUUAUCGUACUCGCGGCAAUGCAAUGUAGAAGGAUACAAACAAGACAGAUACUCAUGGAUAAACUGCACCUCCCACCCCACCACCACCACCACCACCCCUACCACCACCACCCCUACAACCACCACCACCACCGCCACCACCAUCGCCAUCAUAGUCGUGCCGGUGGUGAUUGGUGUUGCUGUUGUUGUUGUUCUGCUAGUGGUGCUGACGAAGUGUUACUGGCAGCGAAGGGAAAAUCCAGUGCCCCGCGUGCCGACGCGGCGUGGACUGGCCGCCUCCUGGCGCGUCGGUGUCGAGGAAGCGGUCAGCGACAGCCACGUGGAGCCGCCCAUGGGCACCACCGUGCUCCCGCUCGUGGCGCCGCGGCAGCAGGAUCACAUCUUCGACGACGACGAGGAGCACAUCUACGACGAGUUCCCCGACCCUCUAAUCUGCCAGCAGAUCCCCGAGCCUCCAAUCUACGAGGAGAUCCCCGGGCCUUCAAUCUACGAGAAUGUCUCCGAGCCUCCAAUCUACGAGAAUAUCUCCGAGCAUCCACCCAGCCACAAGGCCGAAAACUUAGACUCCGAUGAUGAUGCUUACCUCACACCGAGGCGAGCACCCAUGGGCACACCCUCAGGGCACCGACCCAGCCACGGGCCGAAAGCUUAG